AUCACGUCUUCUCACAUCCGUCCAACAGCAAACCAGUUUAAAAGCAUUACCUCACUACGUUUUGUUCCCUUUAUACGGGCGAUGUAGCGAGUAAUGUUCGCAUUUUUUAAUGCUAUACAUUUCCUGUAUACAUGAACUGAUGUUUACAAGUAUACCUUAAAGAUUCUGCUCUUAUCGGUAAUAGUACAUUGAGAAUUAAGGCCAGACACACGCAUGACGCACACACUCCUCGCAUGAAAAAGUCAACGACCUGACCUAUAUCGACAGACUCCAAACACAGAUUUCGAAGCCUUUUACAACUGCCAUGUGCCUCGGUGUUUUGACAAGUAGAGCAUAUUGCUGUGAAAGGUCUCUGUCUGACUUCUAGCUUCAAGGUUCUAAAACAACCUGUCCGUCAUGAGCACACUCUAUUCGCAAUCUUUGUUUUGUUACAUCACUGUGCAGCGUCUUGGUUGAUGCGCCGAAACGUACUUGCAGCAGAUAAAUACGGGCUUCCGUACGCAUGAGUGAUAAUCAGCGUUUGCGAGACUGCUGUGAUUUGAAUUAGGGACGCGUCACCAGGACAGCUGAAGAAACAAGCGAUUCUUGCUUUACAACCAAAGCCCCACCAUCUAAUCCCAACGGUCAACUGCGUAUCACGCAGCGCUGCGCCAACAGGAAGCAUCACGCACGGGUUACAAAUGUAGCUGUGGCGCUCUCUUACGUACCAGCAUCAUGGACAUCUGUCACCUGAAAUAAAUGCCGCAUUGCACCUUAAACAUUACUGCACAAACAUCCUGCGGUGGCAAAAUGUUCUGCCACAUAAACACCAAUAACAAACAUAAAAAAGAACGCCACAGUCCAAAAUAUGGAUAACUAUUUUGAAGUACGACGCCUAACUAAAGUAUGCUGAUAAAAGCAUUUCCAAAUAUAUCCCUGCCAUGUGUGUGCCUCUUGGUAAUGUUAACCUACAUUCAUAAUAAACCAGCUUCCUGUCUCCCUGCCGCAGUCAUUAAAGGGAAACGUGCAGGAACUAGAUCCGAAUCAACGUCCAAAACACGUCGCCACAAAUACUUCCCGCGCACAACAUCGUUCUUAGCACGCGUUUAAGAUUCGGAUCGCUUUGUCAAAAUCCUCUUUUGUGUCUUUUUGUGCGUGUCUGAUGUCAGAUUUUUCCCUCUUGCCCUCGGAGGGGGAGGAUCUAACCGCGUUGAGUCACGCAGCUGUCAAAGAUAGCUGUCACCCAGUUUCCACAUCAAACACACACUGAAUGAGAGACGCGCAGCCUGUCCCAGGUACCCGACAAUGUGUUGCGUCUCCGACAAAUGAAAAACGCGCUCCGCGGCGAUUCCUCGACAAAAGAAAUACAUCGUUCGAUACUUUGUAACAACCUGGAAUAAUACAGUCUGUGUGAUUAAAGCGAGGAAGAAUCGACGCUUUGGAAAUAAAAAUCCACCUCCUCGUCGCCAACGUGAAAAGGGGAUUUUUGACGGACAUGAAGACCAAAAAGGGUAUGCUGGCGAUGUCUGGCAGCGAGACGGAGGAUGAGGACAGUUUGGACGUGCCUCUGGACCUCUCGUCAAACGGAUGUGUGUCGGGGAAGAGAAAACGGAGAGGAAACCUGCCCAAAGAGUCCGUACAGAUACUCCGCGACUGGCUCUACCAACACCGCUACAACGCCUAUCCAUCGGAACAAGAGAAAGCUUUGCUCUCCAAGCAAACCCACCUCUCCACACUACAGGUGUGUAACUGGUUCAUAAACGCUCGGCGGCGACUUCUUCCCGAGAUGCUGCGGAAAGACGGCAAAGACCCCAACCAGUUCACCAUCUCCCGACGGGGCAGCAAAGGCGGCGAGAUGCUGAGCGACAACUCCCAGUCCCCCAAGCAUGGCCUCCUCGCCAACGGUGAAGACCGCAACGGCUACGAGCCCGGUUCUCCACACCCGACCACCAACACACCCAUCUCUACCGGUUACCCUAAAAAAGCCCUGUCGCCCAAAACACCCCCCUCACCCGGACCUGUCUUACCCAGACCCUCCGUUAUCUGCCACACCACCAUCACCACAGCCACGCAAGGCAGCCGAGUCCCUGGUCUGGGGGUCGAGGGAGCCACGGAGCUUCCGAUCACAGAGGCAGCAGCCCUGUUCGCAUGUCGCGGGGGCGUGGGGGUGAGCAGCGAGGGCAACCUCAGCCCCCAGAACGGCCUGUUCAACACACCACCACCCACCCCACCCGACCUCACCCAGGACUUCAGCGGCUUUCAGCUGCUGGUUGACGUGGCAUUGAAGAGGGCCGCAGAAAUGGAGCUGCAGGCGAAACAGCUCCUCGCCUGAAGACAGAAAGAUGGAUGAAUGAAAGAGUUUCAUCGGUGUUUGUUUCUCGCUCCCCCGAUCCCGCGCCCCCCGAACCGAACUCCACGUGGAGUUCAAAAACUUGACUGAGCAACCGAAAGCAAACAAGCAUGGCCUGAUCAUUUCUAUUUUUGGUAAAUGUAAAUCAAAUUGAUGAGGAUUCCUUUAUGUAAAGCAUUUCAAGGUGCCUUGGCAGUCAGUUCUUUUUUUUGUAUUCCAUUUAUAUGUAAAUAAAUAUGUAUCUUUUGUUUUGUACACAGGGGACCAAAACCAAACACAGUAAAACAACUUCCUGUUUUUCCUUGUUUGGAGAAGACGAGCUCUUCUCUUCGUUUCAUUCCUCACGAGUCUUUCUUUCUGGCUCUACGAUUGUCGACUUUGCCUCAUUUUUAGAAAACGCGUCUGAUAUUGUUCACUCUGCCUCAGUUUUUUUGCACAAGAUGGCAGGUCAUCUCAGUAUCGUAUCAACUCUAGCUUUCUCUCCGACAGACUGUAAUCACUACUGCACCGGGUCGUUCUGUGUCUCAUAGAUGUUCGGUUUUUGUAUUUUGUUGUAAAGUUUCAAAUGCUGUCUUUAGUAUUGUUUUCUUUUCAUUUAUCUUGAGGGAUGUUCAGAUGUAGCAGAACCUAUAGUCUGAGACUUCCUCUGAAUACUCAGUGUAGAAACGGCCAGUGAAUGUGCCCACAUGCUCCCCAACCCACCCCUACACACACACACACACACACACACACACGCACACACACAUGCAUACAAACACACAAAUGAGCUGGAAGAAAUAACACUACAUGAAUUGUAUUAGAUUUUGUUUGUUUGUUUGUUUAUCAAGUUGAGACCACUUUCAGAGGUUCAAAGGAAAGAAUGGUUUUAUGUCACCAAAAAUAUUGAUUUAAAGGUUUUGGGACCUUAGAACAGUGCAUAUACAGUAGCCAAUGUGACAUGAUGCCCAAUGAUAUGUGACUUCUCCUUACUGUGCAAUGUAUGUGGCAAAUAGGGGUCACAAGGUGUUUAAAUAAAGUUUUGUUUUCUA
Triplophysa rosa is the source of this 3357-nucleotide messenger RNA. RefSeq names its product TGFB-induced factor homeobox 1 (gene tgif1). Gene Ontology annotation, biological process: regulation of transcription by RNA polymerase II. The coding region runs from base 1475 to 2311 and encodes 278 amino acids. Lineage: Eukaryota; Metazoa; Chordata; Actinopteri; Cypriniformes; Nemacheilidae. The record is from RefSeq and is a predicted model, not a curated record. The transcript is spliced from 3 exons. Gene Ontology annotation, molecular function: RNA polymerase II cis-regulatory region sequence-specific DNA binding; DNA-binding transcription factor activity, RNA polymerase II-specific.